Molecule: messenger RNA, 2596 nt
Organism: Nothoprocta perdicaria
Lineage: Eukaryota; Metazoa; Chordata; Aves; Tinamiformes; Tinamidae
Gene: BRD4
Product: bromodomain containing 4
Exons: 13
Coding region: 309-2531 (740 amino acids)
Biological process (GO): positive regulation of transcription elongation by RNA polymerase II; chromatin remodeling
Cellular component (GO): chromatin; nucleus
Source: RefSeq, a predicted model, not a curated record
CCUCCCGGCGCUUGACACAUUUGGGUGUUUUUGGCACCAAAACGAAUUGAACUCUCGGACGACGCAGGGGAAGCUCCUGGCAGUAACGUGGAGGAAGGAACACGACGGGAAGGAGACCAGGAGCUGGUAUUUCUUUCACCCAGUGGCUUUGAAAAUGACGGGCGGAGGCCUCGGCUGCUGAAAACGUCCCAAAGGACGUUCUGAUUUCAGAUAACGGUGUCUAAAGGCGUCCGCGCCUGGAGCCGCGGAAGAUAGAUGGACAAGCCAAGCAACUUCUGACGCCGCGUCCUUGGCUGGGGCAAAAUUAAAUGGCAAUGUAUCCUACAAGGGUAUCCGGUGAGGAAUGCAAUGGGAUCACUAGCAUGUCUGCGGAGAGCGGCCCCGGCACGAGGCUGAGAAACCUGCCGGUGAUGGGCGACGGGCUCGAGGCCACCCAGAUGUCGACGCCGCAGGCGCAGGCCCAAGCGCAGCAGGGCGGCACCGUGGUGGGCGUCAACCCGCCGCCGCCCGAGACCUCCAACCCCAACAAGCCCAAGCGCCAGACCAACCAGCUGCAGUAUCUGCUCAAGGUGGUGCUCAAGACGCUAUGGAAGCACCAGUUCGCGUGGCCUUUCCAGCAGCCCGUGGAUGCUGUCAAGCUGAACCUCCCUGAUUAUUAUAAGAUYAUUAAAACCCCUAUGGACAUGGGAACAAUCAAGAAGCGCUUGGAGAAUAACUACUACUGGAACGCCCAGGAAUGUAUCCAGGACUUUAAUACCAUGUUUACAAAUUGCUACAUCUACAAUAAGCCAGGAGAUGACAUAGUCUUAAUGGCAGAAGCUCUAGAAAAGCUUUUCCUGCAGAAAAUCUCCGAAAUGACCCAGGAAGAAACCGAAAUUGUUAUAGCCCAGACAAAAGGAAGAGGACGCGCGAGGAAGGAUCCAGUCACAUCCAAACCGGGCUCGUCGACGGUCCAGAACGCCACCCAAGCGUCGUCGCCCGCCCAGACGCCAGCCCCRCCGCCCAACCUCCAGCCCGUGCAGACCUCUCAUUCCUUCCCUUCCGUCACCCCCGACCUCAUCGUGCAGACGCCGGUCAUGACGAUGGUGCCUCCUCAACCGCCCGCUCCUCCUCAACCGCCUGCGCCCCAAGCUCCCGCUCCGCCGGCUCCGGCGCCUCAACCCAUGCAGCCUCACCCUCCUGUCAUCCCCACUCCCGCCCAGCCCGUGAAGACAAAGAAAGGAGUGAAGAGGAAAGCAGACACCACCACGCCGACCACCAUGGACCCCAUCCACGAGUCCUCGUCGCUGCCCGCCGACGCCAAGCCCACCAAGCUGGGCCCGCGGCGGGAGAGCAGCCGCCCCGUGAAGCCGCCCAAGAAGGACGUCCCCGACUCGCAGCAGCAGCACGYGGCCGACAAGAGCAGCAAAGUGUCGGAGCAGCUCAAGUACUGCGGCGGCAUCAUCAAGGAGAUGUUCGCCAAGAAGCAYGCYGCCUACGCCUGGCCCUUCUACAAGCCCGUGGACGUCGAAGCCCUGGGGCUGCACGACUACUGCGACAUCAUCAAGCACCCCAUGGAUCUGAGCACCAUCAAGUCCAAGCUGGAGAACCGGGAAUACAGGGAUGCUCAGGAAUUUGCCGGCGACGUGCGGCUCAUGUUCUCCAACUGCUACAAAUACAACCCCGCCGACCACGAGGUGGUCGCCAUGGCCCGCAAGCUGCAGGACGUUUUCGAGAUGCGCUUUGCCAAGAUGCCCGACGAGCCCGAGGAGCCCGUGAUCCCGGCCUCGUCGCCCGCCGUGGCGCCGCCGCCGACCAAAGUGGCUCCGCCGUCGUCGAGCGACAGCAGCUCCGACAGCUCCUCGGACAGCGACAGCUCCUCGGACGACUCCGAGGAGGAGCGGGCGCAGCGACUGGCUGAGCUCCAGGAGCAGCUUAAAGCAGUGCAUGAACAGCUUGCAGCGCUGUCGCAGCCCCAGCAGAACAAACCAAAGAAGAAGGAGAAAGACAAGAAGGAGAAGAAGAAGGAGAAGCACAAAAAGAAGGAGGAGCUGGAGGACGCCAAGAAGAGCAAAGCCAAGGAGCCGCCCACCAAGAAGGUCAAGAAGAGCAACAGCAACAGCAGCACCUCCAGCAGCAAGAAGGAGCCCGUGGCGGUGAAGAACAGCAAGCCGCCUCCGGCCUACGAAUCGGAGGAGGAGGAGAAGUGCAAGCCCAUGUCCUACGAGGAGAAGAGGCAGCUGAGCUUGGACAUUAAUAAACUCCCCGGCGAGAAGCUGGGCCGCGUCGUGCACAUCAUCCAGUCGCGCGAGCCCUCGCUGAAGAACUCCAACCCGGACGAGAUCGAGAUCGACUUCGAGACGCUCAAGCCGUCCACGUUGCGGGAGCUGGAGCGCUACGUGACGUCCUGUUUGCGGAAGAAGCGGAAACCGCAAGCGGAGAAGGUGGACGUCGUCGCCGGCUCCUCCAAGAUGAAGGGCUUCUCCUCCUCCGAAUCCGAGAGCUCCAGCGAGUCCAGCUCCUCCGACAGCGAAGAUUCAGAAACAGGUUAGACGUGGCUUAUUUAAAAGACUCAAUCCUUUUAUUUUUCUUUUUUUUUUUUCCCUUUAUUUUUCCU